AUUCUCUUUCUCUUUCUGAUUCAAAAACUCAGCAACAACAACAAAAAUUUCAUCAUCCAAAAAAAAUAGUGGUGAGAAAAAAGGGAGAAAGAGAUCAUCACAACCAAAGAACCAACCAGCUACACACAUAUUGUCUGCAAAGAGAUGUACAACAACAACAGAAAAAAGAAAGAAAGAAACAAGUGAGAGUUUUGUAUGUAUCGCGUUCAAUAAAAAGCUUGGCAAAGCGAUUUUUUUUUUCAUCUCAAGGCUACAACACAAUAUGCAUACAUGUAUCACUCACGCACACACACAAAAAUCCAUCACACAUAUAUAACACACGAAAAAAACCAUAGCCAAACAGUAAAAACAAAUUUGAUUGAAAAAUCAAGAAAUUAACGACAACAUCGGAAUCGAAUCGAGACAUUUAUUCAUUCGAUUUUUUGUUUUGUUUGUUUGUGUUUAUCUCCCUACACUACCCAAGAUUUGAUUUCUGGUAAGAGACAUAGUCAUCACCGUUGAUGGUUGAAGAAUCAUAUUCAUCAUUUCAUGCUGCCAACAACGUUCGAUUAUGAUGAUGAAUUGAAUUGAAUUCAAAAGAAUCACACACAUAAUUGGCAAUCAAUUUACGAUUUCAAUCACAUCAACACAUUAUCAUUUUUUUUUGUUUUUUUGUUUUUUUGUUUUUUGUUUCUUGUUUUUCUUCGAUCGAUGGCAAAUGUGCUCAUCUUUGAAUAUCUAAAUCUAAAUUUGCAUUGAUGUGUUUGUGUGUGUGUUGAUUACAUUCAUAAAUUUACACCAGCGAUUGUUAUUAUCGAUUUGGAUGGAUGGAAAAACCUAAAUGCUCUCAUAUAUCUUCUGCUGCUAUACUAAAAGCCAUUGAUUUUCAAACAAACAAACAAACACACACACACCAAGCAGCCAAUAUACAAACAAUUGUUGUAUAUCACUAAAAUCAUCAUCAAUACACAUAUGCUACUGUAAUGUGAAAUUACUGAAACAACUGAGCAAAAAUUGAUUCCAUUUUAUUUUUCAAUUGAUCGAUUAUGGUUAUGAUUUGACAAGAUAUAAAUAAUCAUCAAAAUCAAAACAAAUAAUUAUUAUUGAUGAUGAUGAUGAUGAUACAGCAGCAGCAACAACAACAACAACAACAACAACCAUAAUGUUUAUUUGACACACAAAGAAUUGUCAACGAACCGAUUCAAUAUAUUGAAAAAAAAUCGAAUCUCAAUGAAAGCCAACCAACAAGUCAGCAACAACAACAACAAGAACAAAAUCAAAAUCAAAAUCAAAAUAAUUUGAUCAUCAUCGUCAUCAUCCAAACAGUUUAAAACUGUUGUAUGAAGCAAGCAUCAAAUGAAUUUGUUUGCCUUUCUAUAAAAUCAACUCAUCAUUAGGAAGAAAACCCUUUGGUUGAUUGUUAUUGAAAAUUUUCAACUAUAGUUCUACAGAAAAAGAAAUUAUUUGACAAUUGUGUGACAGACAAAAUGACUCUACAAUCGAAAUUGUUGACAUGCCGUUGUUUGAAUGUUCAAUUGAUUCAUGAUCAACGUGAACAACCUUCAAUUGAAAAAACAUUCGAACUAUUGGGACGUAACCAAAACAGUGAUCAAGAUUUGGAUCAAUUUCUAAUCAAUUCGAAUUUGAUUCAAAUUAUUCCGGCUGGAAUUAAAAUUAAUUACGAAUAUCUGUGUUUGAAAAGAGUGAUUGAGGACAAUUUGCAGAUAGUCUUCUGUACCGUAUGUGAAUUAGAAACUCAUGCUAUCUUUAUUUCGAAAACAUCAUCAUCAUCAUCAUCGAGUCAUAUGAUGGUUGAUUCAUCCAAAGGAUCGAUUGCUUUUGCCAAUUCUUCGUUAUUGAGUGAUGAAAAAGCGAUAUUGGAAUUAAAAUCAUCGAAAAAUUUUUCACCUGCAUUAGGCAUCAUAGUGCCUGAUCGAUUGAUGACCAAUCUAAAUAAUGAAAUGAAACAACAUAAUACCGGCGAUUCGGGAAUCGCUAGAACCGACAGUGACAAUUCAUAUUUUUUGGUUUCAAACUACAUACAGGCGGAUGUAGCCGAUAAAAUCAAAAUGUUUUUGAAACAAGAAAAGCUCCACAUGAAUGAACGUAUUAAACGUUUUUCAUCUGAACAGGAAAAACAAUUCAAACAAAUUUAUCAGAAAACAUUGAAUAACAAGCAAUCAUUUUUGCGAAUGAUCGAAGCAAUCAAAAUCCGUCACAAUAUCGACAACAACAAUGAUGAGGAUAACAAAGACAAUAAAGAGAAUCGUAAUGAUGCUGCUGUUCGACAGCAUCGUCGAUUAACUGAUUCGUUUGUGAUGGAUAAAAAUUCAAUUCAAUUUGAUAACCGAUCACAAAAGAUAUCUGCUAGUGAUCUACCAUCCUCAUUGUCGACAGUGCAUACUGCAGUGAAAAAUUCUGAUGAAUUUGAUUCCAUAUUCGAUAUUGAUGAUUUGGAUGCAAAUCAAUUUGGUGGCUCAUCAAUGGAAUCGUAUGGUCGUGUUGUGCGACAACGUGAUAACAGUGAUGAUAAUGAUGAUGAUCAGGUCGGUGAACAAUUGAAUGAUGAUGAUGAUGAUGAUCUUCAUGAAGAACGUCGUGACAAUGUCUUUCCGUUGAAAGAAUCACACCAAUAUUCAUCAGUACUUAAUAACCAAACAUACAACAUAAUGAAUGAUGAAUCAUAUUCCUCAAGUGCUAGUGGUAAUGUUGUUGUUGGCUUACCGAUUUCAUCUUCCGAUCAUCGAAAUUUACAACGAAAAAUUUCCUCAUCCUUGGUUUCCCAUAAUAUUAAUCAUCAUGCACAACAACAAAAUUUUUAUCAUGAUGAUCAUGAUGAUUAUUCGAGCCAACGACAGCAUUAUCAUCCAUCGACACAAAUUGCAAAUUCUUUGCCAAUACAGAUACCUCAGUUCGGUGGUAGGCGAAACGAUCGUGAAAUGGAAGAGAGUUUUCGAAUUAAUCCCGGUGAAUCGAUGGCCGAUUCUAUAAAAAAAAUGGCUCGUAGCGUACGAAAUGAAAUUUACAUACUUGAUGAUCGACCACGUCGACGUUUGAACACUGGUGAUCUCAUCAAAUCACGUCCAUUUUACAACUGAUGAAUUGCCCUUUUCCCACAAUCCAAUCGUAUUGUUUCGAUUUUCAUAAUCAUAAGCCAUCAAACAUUCAUAUUUUUUUCACUCGCGAUCUGGUUAUUGUUUCCAUUUUUUUUUUAUUAUUCGCUCUUGUCUCCUGUUGCUUGCGUCGUUCAUCAUUAUUCCUGGUCAGAAGAAAAACCGAAAUAGCCACCAAAGGAAAGUGUGUCUGUGUUUGUCUGCUUGAUGAUUACCGUUUUUUCUCACUGUCAUCUGUUGAUAUUUUUUUUUUAAUUUGUGCAUCUAGAAUUACACAUGAUAUUUGUGCAUCAUCAUGAAUAUGAACAUAUUAUACAUGAGCACAGAUUAUAAUUUUGUUGAUCAUUUUUCAAAGUAAUAACCACCAAUUUUCAUUCGGUGUGUUGAAUGCGAUAACUUUUUUACAAGUAAAAUUUUUAGCAAAGAAAAAAA
Dermatophagoides farinae (American house dust mite) is the source of this 3524-nucleotide messenger RNA. RefSeq lists its product as uncharacterized. Gene Ontology annotation, biological process: negative regulation of TOR signaling; negative regulation of protein kinase activity; neurotrophin TRK receptor signaling pathway. Gene Ontology annotation, cellular component: cytoplasm. The record is from RefSeq and is a predicted model, not a curated record. Lineage: Eukaryota; Metazoa; Arthropoda; Arachnida; Sarcoptiformes; Pyroglyphidae.